GCCUUGGUUUAUGUUGUUUACUGGAAAAGAUGUCUGGUCUUGGGAGACUCGUCCUAUCCGCAGCUCGCUGCCGGUCUUCAGCAGCUGCAGCUGCGGCAACUGAUCUGAGGUUCAAUGCUGGACGUCGGCCGGCGUCAGCUGUAGUUGGCAUAUCGGCCGUACAGCGGCGCCACCAUCGCAACAUGGCGCACGGCCCCCAGCCGCCGGCGAGUCGCGGUUACCGCGCCUACCAGCUGCUGAUCUGUGGCAUGCUACUGGCGGCCAUGUUUAACUGGAAACUAGCCGCUGAAAUCUGGAACCGCAAGACAGCCGUCAAGGCCAAACAAGUGGAAUCUCGAGACAAAUCCAACUCAGAAGAUGGAGAGCACUCGGAAAGUGAGGAGGAGGAAGACGAGGAUGAUAAGAAGGGAGGUGGAAAAGUUGGCUUCAGAGAUAGAAAGAUUAUCGAGUACGAAAACCGAAUUCGACAAUACUCGACUCCUGACAAGAUAUUCCGCUAUUUCGCAACAUUGAGAGUGGUGCAAGAGCUACCGGAUGGCACCUCCACUUCUGAGGUGUACAUGACACCGCAGGAUUUUCUGCGAUCGAUCACACCCGGGGUCAAGCAGCCGGAAGGUCUCGGUCUGGACCAGUAUCGCCGGUUUGACCCGAAGCACCACCACCACCAGCACCACCCGGCUAGCCACACCACUGGUGCGGCAUCUGGUUCCUCGGAGUCCCAUUCGGAGACGGUAAAAAGUCUAAAGCUAGCAUCCGCCGCCGCCCGCCGCCUCGGUUUUGUGAAGGCCGAUGGUG
Amphibalanus amphitrite is the source of this 795-nucleotide messenger RNA. RefSeq names its product calcium uptake protein 1 homolog, mitochondrial-like. Gene Ontology annotation, cellular component: uniplex complex. Lineage: Eukaryota; Metazoa; Arthropoda; Thecostraca; Balanomorpha; Balanidae. Gene Ontology annotation, biological process: calcium import into the mitochondrion; mitochondrial calcium ion homeostasis. The annotation marks the transcript as partial. Gene Ontology annotation, molecular function: calcium ion binding. The transcript is spliced from 7 exons. The record is from RefSeq and is a predicted model, not a curated record.